Molecule: messenger RNA, 3010 nt
Organism: Mus pahari (shrew mouse)
Lineage: Eukaryota; Metazoa; Chordata; Mammalia; Rodentia; Muridae
Product: TRIO and F-actin-binding protein-like
Biological process (GO): actin filament organization; positive regulation of substrate adhesion-dependent cell spreading
Cellular component (GO): actin cytoskeleton
Molecular function (GO): actin filament binding
Source: RefSeq, a predicted model, not a curated record
UGGAGUCAUAAGGGGCACAUGAAGAGCCCCCAUUUAGCUUCCCUGGAAAAGGAGCUACGUUCUCCAUCCAAGACGAUGCUCCUUUCGGUGACUGGACCAGAAAAGAACAGCUCAGGCCCCACCUAGAGAGCCAGCCACUGUGGCUCCCCUGCUAUGGAGGAAGUGGCUAUGAUUGUCCCAAGUGUACAAUCUGAAGCCAGCGUAUCUGCCAAGAGCCACUGUCUGAGCUGCUGUCACCCUGAGGAUGUCCAUGGAGCAAGACACCAGAGCACUUCUGCCCACCCAGGGCACUGCCUGGGCCACAGCCUCUGUCCCAGUCGCCAGGCUCCAGGGUCCCCAGGGAGACUCCCACCAGGCCUGCUCUCAGGAGCCUCACAGCCCUUCCAGUGCUGAGGCACCCUACUUCGACCUGCCUCGCUGCCCACCGGCCCUGCAGGACCCACUCCGCACCACCACUUGUGUUGGCCAGUCUGUGCACAGCCUUGGUCUCGGCCUUGGGCAGGAGCCUCAGAGGGUCUGGUCCCCAACAACAGCUCUCCCUGCAGAGGGCCCUGCAGCUGCCCCAAAGAACAGGCACCAGGACUCCGAGGGGAUACCCUAUCUGGAGGGCCUGGCCUGUAGUAGCUGCACUGACGACAACGACAAUAAAGACGAGGACAAGGACCCCAACUCCAACACCAGCUCCAGCCAAGACAGCAAUACCCCUCAUGAUACCAGCAAUUCGUCUUCUGUGGAUUGGGACACUGCUGAGAGACCAGGGGUGGUCCCCAACAGGAACAGACUCACCGAGAUGAUCCCAAGGAGGCCUCAGGAGGGACUGAGAGCUGACAGUGUUCGAAAGGCCACCAGGUCCCCAGCCCGAGGAGACACAGCAGGCCAGAGAAAGGAGAAUUCUGGCAGUGGUGGACAGAGCGCUGGCCAGCACUGGGCAAAGCUGCGAUCAGAAAGCGGUUACUUCUCUCUGGAGCGACAGGGCUCAGGGCAAACCCAGGCUUCCUCCGGAACACCACCGAGCGGACCUCGGACCACCACCCAGGCUUCUUCUGCUCAAAGGGAUGUUCUCCAGGCCGCUUCUGCACAAGGAGCUCCCCAAACCUCCUCUCUGCCCCGAAACACCCAAAGGGACACACAGCAGAGCACCCCUAGAACCUCUUCUCCUUCCAGAGUAUCCCAGCGGGACACUCCUAGAGUCAUGUCCACCCAGCGGAAGAAUACCCCCCUCUCCUCUCCCCUCAGAGCCACUCCAGAGACCCUAAAGACCUCUGCACCAGAAGGUGGCACCCGUGUUACACCACCUCCUUGUGCCCAAGACUCCUCUCCCAACAGAACCAGCCAGCGGGACAGCUCUAGAACUCCCUGUGCCCAGAGGAACAACCCCAGGGCCUCCUCUCCCAACAGAACUACUCAGCGGGACAACCCCAGGACUCCCUGUGCCCAACGGGACAACCCCAGGGCCUCCUCUCNUCCCUGUGCCCAACGGGACAACCCCAGGGCCUCCUCUCCCAACAGAACUACUCAGCGGGACAACCCCAGGACUCCCUGUGCCCAGCGGGACAACCCCAGGACCUCCUGCACAUCACAGAAUACCCCCAGGACCCCUUCUACCCAAGCAGACAAGACUACAGCUUCUUGCAGCAAAUGGGAGCAUCUCCGAAGCGCCUGCACCCAACGAGACAACCCCAGGACCUUCUCUCAAGGCUGCACCCCAAAGGACAAUCCAGGACCACCCUCUCCCCGCCGUGCCACUCAGGGGAGUAGUUCCAGGAACCCUUCUCCCCACCGUACCAACAAAGAUAUCCCUUGGGCUUCCUUUCCCCUUCGGCCAACACAGAGUGACAAUCCCCGAACCUCAUCUCCAUCGCGCACCAAACAAAACCAGGUGCCUUGGGCAUCCAUUUCUCUCCGGCCAACCCAAGGGGACAAGCCUCAGACCUCAGCUUCUACCAGGCUAGCUCACAAUGACCCUCCCCAGCAGUAUUCGCCAUCCCUGGCCACCUCCUCCUCUUCCUCUCACAACCCUGGCCAUCCUAGUGCCUCUAGGACUUCAUCGCCUCUUCACGCAGCACCACGAGGGGCUCCCCAGACCUCUUUGGAGUCCUCUCAGCCACCCUGCACUGUGUGCAUCGGGCACCGGGACGCACCUCGCGCCUCUUCCCCACCUCGCUAUUUUCAGUAUGACCCUUUCCCCUUUUUCCCGGAUCCCCGCUCGUCUGAGAGCGAAUCCCCCCACCACGAACCCCCCUACAUGCCGCCUGCAGUGUGUAUUGGGCACCGCGAUGCCCCCCGGGCCACUUCGCCACCUCGUCACACCCAGUUCGAUCCCUUCCCCUUCCUCCCAGACACAUCAGAUGCUGAUAAUGAGUCCCCGCAGCACGAUCCCCCUCAGUUUCCCCCACCAGUGUGCAUUGGGUACCGCGAUGCUCCGCGAGCCUCUUCCCCACCACGCCAGUUCCCAGAGCCCUCCUUCUUCCAAGAUCUCCCCAGGGCCAGCACAGAGAGCCUUGUCCCUUCCACAGACUCUAUGCAUGAGCCUCCCCACAUUCCCACUCCUGUGUGUAUUGGGCACAGAGACGCUCCCUCCUUCUCCUCCCCGCCACGCCAGGCCCCGGAGCCUUCCCUCUUCUUCCAGGAUCCUCCUGGGACCAGUAUGGAGAGUCUUGCUCCUUCCAUUGACUCUCUGCAUGGCUGCUCACUGCUGCCCCCCCAAGUUUGCAUCGGCCAUCGGGAUGCACCCAGAGCCUCCUCUCCUCCCCGCCACCCACCUAGUGACGUAGGUCUCCUGGCACCCUCACCUCCACCAGGUAGCUCGGGCUCCCGGGGCUCAGCACCCCCAGGGGAGACCAGGCACAACUUGGAGAGGGAGGAGUACACCAUGCUGGCUGACCUGCCCCCACCCAGGAGGCUGGCUCAGAGGGGGCCGGAGCCCCAGGCACAGGGCAGCCACGAGGGCCGUACCCGCAGCCCUGGCCGAGCAGAGGUGGAGCGCCUCUUCGGGCAAGAGCGCAGGUGA